Messenger RNA from Drosophila innubila, 1735 nucleotides. RefSeq lists its product as uncharacterized. The record is from RefSeq and is a predicted model, not a curated record. The coding region runs from base 767 to 1618 and encodes 283 amino acids. Lineage: Eukaryota; Metazoa; Arthropoda; Insecta; Diptera; Drosophilidae. The transcript is spliced from 2 exons.
CAAGCGAAGCAGCUGUCAAAUAAAGUUUGAGGGGAAAAAGAAAAGAUGUGAGCAGUUCGAGUUGAGAUUUUAUGAAAUGCAAGUAAAUUUCCAGUUAAGCUACAAAAUGGAUGCCGCACGUACUUAUGAAAAAUAUGUGAAUGCUCGAAUUCGAGUGGAACGUCUGAAUGUCUUGCUCUCUAGAAAUCGUCAUCUACCACUGACUCGACAUAGUCAGAAUCGUUUGCCCGCUGGAGGAAGAUUGAGUAAAACCUUGGCAACUGGUUCUAUACCAAAUUUCAAUUGUUUUCCACAUCGAUCUAGUAGAGAAUGCAAUUGCCAGGAUCAUUUAGUGAGUUGUGUUGAAAAGAACCUCUCAAAAACAGGAAGCUACCCAGAAGAAGGCAAAUCAUCAAACAAGAUGGAAAUGCAAGUGCAAGUGCAAGUGUAAGCCUCCAGUAAUUGUUGUACCCUCCAAGUCACGUGUGAAUAACAAUAGCUCCGAGGCUUCAGGAUCCCAUACACGUAUCUCAAAGUUCCCAUUUAGACUGUGUGCGAAGAAGUCGAAGAAACCCGUCAGCUGUGAAGUAGAGCCCGUUCAAUGCUCAUCAAAACAUAAAACUGUGUCCAUUAAUUGUCCAAAAAUUGAACCAACAAUAGAACCCUGCCCAUCGAAGAACAGAAACUUAUCAAAGGAGAAUCCAGAGACAUUAAAACGCAUUAGCUUUCAGGAGAAUUAUGAGGAGAAGAUUCAUUGUGCGGAAUGUAAUCAAAUUCCUCAAUCUCAAUGCAGUUGACAACGUUGAUGAAGAAACUGGAGGAUCAGGUUGCUUGUGAAAUCCAGCAAAAGGAGAAACUGAAUGCAAUAAACGAGCAGUUGAAGCAACUGAGUGGAACUGUGACCAAUCUCAAUGAUAAAUGUAAAUUUCUGGAAACAAAGAAGGAGAAAUUACAGGGCAAGAUUCAAGACGAUGCAGAAGAUUACAAACUUUGCCAAAAACCCUCGAGUUUAUGUCAGUUUUGCAAGAAUAAACAACUUCCCAUUUUGAGCUCCCUUCAAAGUGAACUUUUCAAGCUAAUGGGCAAAAGACUCUUUACAGAAGUUGCACUAACCAUUCUACUGAGAGCCGAUAAUGUUUAUCAUAUAAAUGUGCGGGAUUUGGAGACUGGAAAAGUGUUGGGCUGUUUACUGGUAAACGAUGUGGGCAUCAAGGAAGCCAAUUGUUUGGGACUUUUUCAGGAAAUACUCACAUUUUGUGUGAUCGAUGUGCGCAGCUCGAUGAAUACCAAAGAUGCGAUUUUUGGUGGCAUUAACUUCGAGUUCGCCAGUGAUCAUCGUCUCAGCGGUGGAAAUAUAUCGUUGAAUCGAAUGGAACUAUUCAAGAAGCUGCACAAUCCCGUCAUGCAUCUUGAGGUUGAUCAAGAAAGUCUAAAGUCUACAUUGCCGCACGAAAAUCAAUCUCAGGAUAAUAACUCUGAGUCGAUCAAGUUGAGCGUUUCCCAAGCAAUGCUCCAAAUUGAAAGCAUCAGCAGCAGCCUUAUUCUCUCCGAUGAGGAGGCUCAAUAUCCAGUGCGCAGCAUUGAAAUUAUUUCCCUUCUGGAAUCUAGUUCCGAAAAUAGUGAACAAGAUAUAAAAUAAGAGACUUCCAAGCUUCCGCUCGAUCCGCUCUAAAUAAUGCAAGAAAUCAUUAAAUUUUAAAGUCUUUUAACAUGUUAUAAAUAUUUUAGAUUUUUAAUAAUAUACGAAAAAUAAACA